UCUCGCCUCGCAGCCCAUCAAAACUCCAUAUUUACCUUCGUUUUUCACCACAAAAUCUCGUGCGUUUUCGAUCGGUUCUUGCUGCUCAGGUGCGAGUGGUGUUGGAAGAGAUGGGUAGAACAUGGGCACUCAUCAGCCACCUGCACGCCAUUGCCGGGCCGACCCUGACACUCAUAUAUCCUCUGUAUGCGUCGAUCUGCGCGAUGGAGAGCACGUCCAAGGUGGACGACGAGCAAUGGCUGGCAUACUGGAUACUGUACUCCUUCAUCACCCUCAUAGAAAUGGCGCUCCAUAAAGUCUUGUACUGGAUACCGUUGUGGUACGAGGCGAAGGUUCUGUUCGUGGCGUGGCUGGUGCUGCCGCAGUUCAGGGGCGCGUCGUUCAUCUACGACAAGUUCGUCAGGGAGCAGCUCAGGAAGCACCGGGCGAGGCCGCGGGAGCACCACGGCGACGAGCACCGGUCGCACGUCGUAGGCUGACAAUGGCGUGCGCUGAGGAACGAAUCGAAUGCACUAUGUUUUUUUUUUCCUUAAUCUGACGAGGAACAGAACCAAACUUGUGCUCGCGAAAGGCUUGGUUGAUUCGUUGCUUGCGGCGUAAGAGGAGACGCAGAUCAAACAUUGGGAUGGGAUAUCAGUCUUUGUACAUGCCAAUUGCCUAAUUCCUGAUCAGUGACAGGCCUAGCCCCGUUCUUUGUAAUCAAUAAAUCCGAAUAUAAACCAUAACUUUCCUACGAUGAACGAUCACUAUGAAUGUGAAUACGUGACAAAAAGAAGCCUUCCUGGU
Oryza brachyantha (malo sina) is the source of this 786-nucleotide messenger RNA. RefSeq names its product protein HVA22-like. Lineage: Eukaryota; Viridiplantae; Streptophyta; Magnoliopsida; Poales; Poaceae. The transcript has 5 exons. The record is from RefSeq and is a predicted model, not a curated record. Bases 111 to 479 code for a protein of 122 amino acids.